AUGUCCUUUGGUGAAAAUAUACCCAGUCCUACAGUAGACUUUGCUGUUUCUGAAAUCACCGAAUUCGUUAUGAAGAGAGAUAUGCCUGAUUUAAAUAGUGAUUUGCCAGCCUUGGCUGAUGGAAGUACAUAUACUACUCCAAGUAUUGUAGUUCCAAUAAGUGGGAAUAAUCCAUUCAUAAUAAGAGAAAACAAUCCAACUGGUACUGUCUUUAUUGCCGUGGGUGCUAUUGUUGGUGCUAUCUUAUUAGGGUUCACCUUGUAUCAUUUAAUUGUGUCUGUAACUGCAUCUAGAAUGGCCAAAAAGACCCUGGCUAUGGAUAAAAAAAUUUAUGAAAAAUAUCAUCAUAAUAAUUCUACCGCUUAUGGAUUCACUGGUGGUGUUACUCCAACUUCUACCACUUUUAAUUUUGGUCAUGAAAAUCAUGGUUCUAUUUCUAAAUUACCAUUAAUGAAUCCAAGUAAAGUAUUUAGUGGUAAUUUCAAUGGAUCUCAACAAGGUGAUAAUUCCACUAUUUACGCUUCUGAAACUAAUGGUGCAGCUACUGAUAAACGUGAUUUAACCAAGAUGUUUAUUUCCCCAACUGCUGAAGUUAUGCAACAUAAGAGAGUUAGAACUUCUCAAUAUAAUCCUAUUUUCUCAAAUGCAUCAUUAGCUGGAUCUACUGCCAAUUUAAACAAUCCUGGUAAUAGACAUUCUCAAUUAGUCCCAAGUUUAUAUAUGAAUAUGGAAGCUAAUAAUAGUGAAGAUGGACUUAAAGAAGGUAGUGAGCAUCCAGCAUAUUCAAUAAAUUCAUCACAACAAAACACACCAGGAAGAAAUAAUAGAAGAGCACUUCCUUCUAUGUAUCUUGAAGAUUUGAUCGAUCAGAAAUAG
Hemisphaericaspora subhashii is the source of this 876-nucleotide messenger RNA. RefSeq lists its product as uncharacterized. Gene Ontology annotation, cellular component: cellular bud neck; fungal-type vacuole. The record is from RefSeq and is a predicted model, not a curated record. The coding region runs from base 1 to 876 and encodes 291 amino acids. Lineage: Eukaryota; Fungi; Ascomycota; Pichiomycetes; Serinales; Debaryomycetaceae. The transcript has a single exon.